Molecule: messenger RNA, 603 nt
Organism: Hemicordylus capensis (graceful crag lizard)
Lineage: Eukaryota; Metazoa; Chordata; Lepidosauria; Squamata; Cordylidae
Gene: CLPS
Product: colipase
Exons: 4
Coding region: 112-444 (110 amino acids)
Biological process (GO): digestion; positive regulation of catalytic activity; lipid catabolic process
Cellular component (GO): extracellular region
Molecular function (GO): enzyme activator activity; lipase binding
Source: RefSeq, a predicted model, not a curated record
GGGGGGGGGAGACAGACGCUGUUUCCUGACACCUGGCAAAUCAUGGCUGCAGCAGGGGGUUCGCUGGAGCUCGGAUAGGAGCACAAGAUACCACUCACUGACUUUGCUGCAAUGAAGAAAAUAUUGGGUUUUUUGCUGCUCGUAUUUGCUUUGGCCACGGCAUUUGCUCAUGAAAGAGGACUCUUCUUCAAUCUGAAUAAUGGAGAGAUGUGUGCACAAAGUGUCCAGUGCAAAAGUAAGUGCUGUCACAGACACAGUGGGUUAAGUCUGGCUCGUUGUGCAGACAAAGCAGCUGAGAACCAGAAGUGCUCCCUUAAGCACAUCGUGGGGGUUUACUACGAAUGUCCCUGUGAGAAUGGCUUAUCCUGUGAUGCUGAUAGGACAAUUGUAGGGAGCAUCACCAACAGUGACUUUGGCGUCUGUUAUGACCCAUCAAGAAAAUAAAAGAUUGUUUUGAAAUGUUUUAAUUGUCUAAUGGUUUUAAACUGUUUAUUUGGUUUUGUAUUGAUUGUUUUUAAAUGAUCGAGUCGCAGGUUUGGUUUGGUUCCUGUGCACAGCCUUAAUAAAUAAAUAAAAAGUGAACGAGAAAGCAUGUUAAAGAAA